UGUGUUUAUAUAAGUUGAUCAUCAAAGGUGUUAGUCAUUCGUUAAUUUAUCAAAACGACGUUAUUUUAGAUAAAAUUUUAUAAAAUUUAAAUUUAAAAAUAUUACAUAAACUCUCAAAAUCAUGUUUAUAUCAAUAUAUUUUAAUUUUUAGUAAUACUAUAAAAUAAAUAUUUAAAAUAAUAAUUCAUUUAAAUAAUUAUAGAUUUAUUUGAUAAAACUAAUCGAUCGAAUCCGCUUCAUUCGGGACUUUGCUUCUCAAUUUCAUGAUUCUAAUGUAAUGGAGAUGUAUAUGAAGAUAGUAGGACGAGCAACUAAAGUGUGGUUUUGCAGGAUGUACAAUAACUAGAACAACAAUGUGAACCGUUGUAGCAGGAACAUGAAAGAAUACAAGAAACAUGACCAAUAUGAACAAUCCCUCCAAGGUGUGAACACUACAAGCCCUUUCAACUUCUGUUUCUUAAGCACUUUAUAUCCUUUUCUUAAUGUUUUGUCCGUUCAAUAACAGGAGGAGGCAGAGAAUGUGUCAUCAAGUCCUUAUAAAACAAUGUGCGUUAGGUGGACGAGUCCACAGGACAAAAUAUGUAUAUGUUUUUUCUGUACUUGAAUGUUUCAACUCAGCUCAAAUCUACGGAUUUAUCGAAAUCUCUAGAGAUAAUUACUUCUUCAGCUGAUGUAUUGAAUCAAAAUCAACACAAAGUUCUCAAGACAUAUGAAUUAAAUCGAAUCAAUACAAGGCUUAAGAGAAAACUCUUGAUUAAUAUCUUUCAAAAAAAUGAUUAUCAAAAACACAAUAAGGGUCGGUUAUAAACCUCCUAACCCUUCUAAACAGAAAAAACUUAAUAAAAAAAGGCAUUAUAACUUUAUCUUAGAAAAUGAAAUUCUAAAAAGCCGUUAAUUGAAUAACUGUUGCUUGGCGGUGAAGUAAGCAUCAUGCUGCAUCCUUCGCAUCUUCAGGUUUGAUUUCAUUCUGGUCGAUGAGCAAACCGUUGUUCAGAGAUUCUGAAGGAACCGUGCCUGUCGUUGGAGAUGGCAAAACCUGUGAUUUCAACAAGAAAAGAUUGUGAGGAACUCGGAGAGAAGAACAAUCUUUGAGGAUUAUGAGUCAGAGAGAGAGAGAGAGAAGAACAGAGAGACCAAGAAAAAUGAACAAGUUUUUGAGACAAAGAAAACGUACGAAGGGACCAAAAAGUUUAUCAAAACGUGUAUUGAGCCUCUUCAAAUGCUUCUUCAAUCCCCUUGCCUGCAAAUUUUACAAAUAAAAACAUUCAAAACAUACACUAACCAUAGAAACAGAAUACAAAAACAUUAUAGACUGGUCACUGAUCAUAGGAUAUUGUGAACCGUUUUAGAAAGAACAAUACUGUGAACCAUUGUAGCAAGAACAUGAAGAAGACAAGUAACACGACCAUCAACAACAUCCCUCUAAGGCGUGAACACUACAAGCCCUUUUAAAUUGUAUUUAUCGAGCACUUAAUAUACAUUUCCUAGUAUUUUGUCCGUACAAUACCAGGAGAAGGCAGAUGAUGUUAUAACACAAGUCCUUAUAAAACAAUGUAACGUUUACUCUUUUCUCAUGUGCGCUUCUUUCUUACGAGUCGAACAAAACUUAGACUUUGUCUUCCGAAAAAAAAAAACAUAUGCGUUAGGUGGACGAGUCCACAGGAGAAUAUGUAUAUACAUUCUUUUUUUGAACUUGAAUGUUUCGUUUCCCUUCUCACGUAGGAAACACGAAAACACAAUUAUAAACUAACCAAGACAGAGAUAACCAGAGGUCAAAAGCAGAGAUCCCCACGUCUUCUUUUGUUUUCUUGAAAGAUAAGUCUCAUCUUUAUCAUAUCAUAAGAGGAUGGAGAACAAACCAAGUAUAUUAACCGAUAAAUACGAGGUUGGAAGAUUACUAGGUCAAGGUCACUUUGCCAAGGUAUAUUACGGAAGAAGCAUCCACACCAACGAGAGCGUAGCUAUCAAGAUGAUAGACAAGGAAAAAAUCAAGAAACCUGGACACAGCGAGCAGAUCAAGAGAGAGAUCUCCGUGAUGAGCCUCGCCAAACACCCAAACAUCGUCGAACUACUCGAAGUCAUGGCGACAAAAACAAAGAUCUACCUCAUCCUAGAGUACUGCAAAGGUGGGGAGCUUUUCGAUAAGAUUACAAAGGGGAAAGUUAGCGAGAAAGUUGCUUGGAAGUACUUUCACCAGCUCGUCAAUGCCGUUGACUUUUGUCACAGCCGUGGAGUGUAUCACCGUGACAUUAAGCCGGAGAAUCUCUUGCUUGACGAGCACGAUAACCUCAAGGUUUCUGACUUUGGUUUAAGUGCACUUGAGGAGUCUAAGCGGGAAGAUGGUUUGCUUCAUACAUCUUGUGGUACGCAUGCUUAUGUUUGUCCUGAGAUUGUUAACCGUGAGGCGUAUGAUGGUGCUAAAGCUGAUGUUUGGGCUUGUGGGGUUGUCUUGUUUGUUCUUUUGGCUGGUUAUCUUCCUUUUUACGACGCAAAUCUAAUGGAUAUGUACGUGAAGAUUGGUAAAGGAGAGUUCAAGUGCCCUAGAGGGUUUCCCGUUGAAGCUAAGAGGCUGUUGUGUAAGAUGCUGGAUCCUAACCAUGAGACGAGGAUCACCAUGUCAAGAAUCAAGGAGAGUUCUUGGUUCAGGAAAGGUUUAAAGCACAAGAAGCAACAAGUUAGAGAGGUUAAUCCCAUGGAGGCUGGUGGUUCAGGUCAAAGUGAAAGCCAUGAGCCUCCUCCUCCUCCCAACCUAACAAGCUUGAACGCUUUUGAUAUUAUAUCAUUGUCAUCAGGGUUUGAUUUGGGAGGACUAUUCGGAGACGUGCACAAGAAGCAAGAGUCUAAGUUCACGUCAAGAAAGCCUGCUUUGGAGAUUAUUUGUAAGCUGGAGGAGGUGGCUGAAGGUUUGAAGAUGAAGAUAAGGAAGCAAGAGGCGGGGCUGUUUAAACUUGAAGGAGGGAAGGAGGGGAGGAAAGGGAGGUUGUUGAUUGAUGCGGAGAUAUUUGAAGUGGCCGAGACGUUUCACUUGGUUGAAGUUAAGAAAUGUAGUGGGGAUACUGUGGAGUAUCAGAAGCUGGUGGAGGAGGAUCUUAGGCCUGCUCUGGCUGAUAUUGUUUGGGUUUGGCAAGGGGAGAAGGAGGAGGAUGAGCUGGUGUUGCAUGGCUAAUGGUUUUAUUUGCAUGCAUCCAUUUGUAUAGAUAGUUGAUUGUUGUAACAAAUUAGGAGCUCUUUAACCAUUUGUUUUGUUUCAUGUGAGCAGUGUUUGUGAGUUUUAUUGAGGUUUUGGUUGAUACAAUGGAAGGAUGUUAUGAGUGUGGUGUGAUUAAGAUAAUCUUGGUGAAGUAUAUAAAAGUUUUUACA
Molecule: messenger RNA, 3360 nt
Organism: Brassica rapa (field mustard)
Lineage: Eukaryota; Viridiplantae; Streptophyta; Magnoliopsida; Brassicales; Brassicaceae
Product: CBL-interacting serine/threonine-protein kinase 2-like
Biological process (GO): signal transduction; protein phosphorylation
Molecular function (GO): protein serine/threonine kinase activity; ATP binding
Source: RefSeq, a predicted model, not a curated record